Exserohilum turcica Et28A is the source of this 792-nucleotide messenger RNA. RefSeq lists its product as uncharacterized. The record is from RefSeq and is a predicted model, not a curated record. The transcript is spliced from 3 exons. Bases 1 to 792 code for a protein of 263 amino acids. Lineage: Eukaryota; Fungi; Ascomycota; Dothideomycetes; Pleosporales; Pleosporaceae.
AUGCACGCGUUGGCGGUGGCGGAAGUAUCACAUCAAGCGAAGCUAGUCAAGGUAGAGGAAGGCGCUGAGAUGGCGGGACCCAGGAUGUGGGCGCAUAACGUUGUAGCAACCACCUCCAUUGUUGUGCUGUACAUGCAUGUUCUCAUCUUUUCACGCCGUCAUAAGGAAUACCCCGCUCGUUUGAGAUGUGAUGUGCCAGAACGUGCAGCUCAACAUUUCAAUCGACUAGGCACACACCGCUUCGCUUCGAGGCGUACGUAUCAGCGCUUUGCGUUCGCGGACUGGGGUCCCCUCAUUUCAGCUGAGACGACGCAUGAUACUACAACUCCACCUCUUCGUAAGACAAACCCUCCUACUUCUCCUUCGGCAGUUCCUCCCUUCGAUCGUCCUCUGCAGCCACCGGCGCCGCCAGCAUCGAUCCUAGGUGCUUACGAGAAUUUUCGCGAGAUAAACGAUCUGUGGGAGGCCAAAUUCGGCAUCGACAAGAAUGGGGCUGUCGACCUUACUCCAGUACAAUGGGCGACGAUUUUUGAAGGAAAUCGUUAUCCCUACUUUAUCCCAGCCCCCGUUGGUUUGGACAUACUAGCAUUGGCUGGCCACCUUUCUAAGGCUUUGAACUUAGGCGAGGGUCUUCUUCCUGCGAUUGCAAAGAAUUCUUUGCCUAUUAUUCAGAAACGGGCCGCUUUAGAACCGGAUAGAGGAUGCUUGGCCACGUUCAUGAAAUUUCAGAUUACAGCAUUCCUAAACAAACGUGUCGUGGUCAAACUAAAGGGGGAGGACCUAUGUCGGUAA